UAUCCCUUUACCAGCUUGAUUUUUGUGAUUGAUAAAUAAACCCCGAACAGUUGUGUCCAAGGUGUUGUGAAUAGCAAGUGGUUGUGUAAUGUGUUGAGCUGACUGCCCGUUGGGUGUAGCGGAGUGGCGGGUCGGUAGCGCUUCAUGCAGGGGCGCGCGGCUGCAGGCCCGGGCGGGCUCCGCUCCAACCUGCGCGCCCUCCCGCCGGUGCUGCCGCCGCCGCCCCAGUUCGCGACCGACCAGGAAGCGAUGCCGGCCAACCAGAUAGCCCAGGUCAUCGCCCUAAUAUGCGGUCUGCUAGUGGUGAUCCUCAUGGUGCUGGGGCUGGCGUCGGCGGACUGGCUGAUGGCGGCAGGCUGGCGGCAGGGGCUCUUUAUGCACUGCAUAGACCCCGAGGCUCCCACGCCGCUGCCCUUUGACAUCACGGCGCAGCCCGGCUGCUACGCUGCGAGGCCUACCUCUUAUAUUAAGGCGUCGGCGGGGCUGUGCGUGGCGACGCUGGCGGCGGACGUGUGCGGCGCGCUGCUCACGGGGCUGGGGCUGCGCUCCGCCGACCACCGCACCAAGUUCCGCUACUACCGGUUCGCGGUGCUCGCCAUGUCGCUCGCACUGAUGUGCAUCUUAAUAGCGCUAGUCAUCUACCCGGUGUGCUUCGCCGCAGAACUGAAUUUAGGAAACCGAUCGGUGUGGGAGUUCGGCUGGGCCUAUGGCGUCGGCUGGGGCGCCGCCAUUUUCCUGUUCGGCGCCGUUGUGCUCUUGCUCUGCGACAAGGAGAGCGAGGAGCUCUACUACAAGGAACGAAAAGUGGUCCACACGGAGCGCACGGGGCGCCCCUAGGGCCGCCCGCGCCUGCCCGACCUGGUGCCGUGAGCACCGCCUCGCUAGCACCGACGCGCACGCCCGCUGGGUGUGAGACCGAGGUAACACCAUGUACCGAUGCCUGACACACCUGACCGUGCGAUUAUAACAUAACUACAACACGACAUAUUACAUUUUUACACACUUUUAUUUAUCUGCACUGCUAUGUGUGCUUCAAAUCUUGUAACUUAAAUAUUGAAGCACUUGCCGGUGUCUGACUCAGUUGAAAUUUGGAGUAUUUCCUUAAUUCCGAUGACAGUGCAAUAAUAUGCUAACAUGGUGCUGAUCUGAUGAUGCAGUCGGAAAGUAACCAAAGGAGUUACUCGAUGGUAAACACAAACAGCUCAUUAAAACGGUCUCGAGGAGUACUUGAUAGAAAUGCAAAUGAGAAGAAGUACAAUCAACAAUAAUGGUGUGUUAGAACAACACACACGUUUUUUUUAAACAUAGAUUUUCGCUUGGUUUGGCAAGUUUCGUUUAACAUUUGGUAUGCUUUAGCACUGUUGAGUGCAUACCUACAUUCAACUUAAGCAUGUCAACAUUAAACAGUUAAGUAGAACAGCCCUCAUUUCACAGUAGAACACGAAAUGUAAAUGUGAGUUUUGACGUGUCCUCAGAAAUAGAUCUUCCAUAAAUGCAAAAAUGAUUUGAUAAGUUCAUACUUUUUCCAGUUAUUAAAAAUUUGUAGACUUUAAAUACUUGAGACUUGUUUUACCAUCUGUGCCACUUUGGUGCUGACUACUACCUACAGUAGUACAAUUAAUAUACAUAUUUUAAACAGUACAAAACAGUAAACCUAAAUUAUUCUACCCUCAGUUUAAAGAGAAUAUCUAUUCCUCAUUUGCAUAAAAUAAAUUUGUUAACAGAGUAAAUAGACAGUCUGAAUAUUUUUAUCAUUUAAUAAAAAAACAAAAUCUGACGAGGAAUGUGCUUAAUGUCCAAACCAGCACACAAUAUAACAUGUUGAAUAAAUGUAAUUUUUAUAAUAAUUAUUUUACUACUUUUACUUGGUGGGUUUCUGGUACACUUACUCUAUGAGAAAAUAGAUUUUCAGUACUGUUGUACUGAAGAUCGAAAAAUUCCAAUGUUAAAUUUAUAUUUUAGUUGUAAUAUUUAUAUAAUCACAAUCAUUUUCUGAGUUUAAUUUUGAAUAUGUCGUGCAGUUUCUUCAAUUGUUAUAUCGCAUUGUCAAUUCCGUAAUUAUAGACAAAAGACUAAUUGCGUAAGGAACCUGUUGAGACGUAACUUGCGCAAUGUGUUUUUUUCUAUAUAAUAUAUACGGAAAAGGUGUUCAAUAUAUUUAGCACAUUAAAAUCACAUAAUAUUUAAUGAUAUUAAAACGUCUGUAGCGAAAUACGUGCUCGAAUCUCUUAUUGGUCUAAUUUAUGUACCUAACGUUUUUUGAUUAUGUCAUUUUUAAGAAAUGGUGACGUUAAUGUGCUUCAAUAUAUGAAUCGGUACGGAAGUGUUUACCCGACUAAAUCUGUCAUGCAGAUGUAGACCUUACAGUGUGGUGACAAGGUCUACUUAGCAUUGAUAGCCCUCGAUGACUCGCGUCAUGUUUUCUUAGGCUCAUUUCGUAGUACUUGCGCUGAUACUAAAUUAUAUAUAAAUUAGGAUCUGUAUCGAAUCUCAAUUAUUGAAAUAAUGAUGAUAUUGCAUUUGCAAAAAACCUCAAAUGUUAGCUUAGGCUAUUUUGGACCAUAGUCAGUGUGAGUGCUAUGAUUAUACUUAUUUUUUAAUCAUUUAUAUUUAUUUGUUUAUGAGGUAUAUUUUUUGAUAAAUCUUAAGCUAAACAUAGCUUUUGACAAUCAAAUUUAUCCAGAUUUUUUUACUUUGUGAUUCGCUACGUGUUAUUAACGCGUUUUAUUUUAGCCAUACUUUAUUCGUAAGUUUUUUUAAUUGUAAGUUUCGUUACUAUAGUCGGUCAAGCAAAUCUUGCCAGUAGAAAAAGGCGCCAAAUUUAAAAAAAAAUGUAGGUGCGAAGGGAUAUCGUGCCAUAGAAAAUUUGAAUUUCGCGCCAUUUUGUACUGACAAGAUUUGCUUGACCAGCUAUAUGUCCCGCGCUGAUGCGCCGGGCGGACGCCGUACCUAGAAUCCGUUCCAAAGAGCGUUCCCUUAUUUAUUGGCUUUAAUUUAUUCGUCCUACGUUAGUAGUUAGACGUUGAGUUAGGUUUAGUUAGUGGCGCGCGCUCGAGUAUGUCUCAUCGCUGGCGUGCGCGGGGCGGCGACAGGGCAGGCGCCGACAGGCGACAGGCGACCGAGGACCGGCGCGAGCACAACACAGCGCCACGACCACGUGGACGGACACGGACACGGACAAACCUAGUGCUAGUGCUAGUGCACCAUAGUGUAGUGACGUUCACUAGUGACGAUAACGGUGAGCUACGCCGUAAAGUAGCGAGCCACGGUUCUUCUGACAUUCGUAUAAUAUGUUAGUGUAUUAUUAAAGGACGCGAUGUACAGCGUGCCAGGCUGUAAACUUCCCCGAGUGGGAUCCGGUGACCGGCUAUGAUACUACUGAGAUAUCUAAAGGAAUUAAAUGUAUGUUUUGAUUAUAGUUACCUUUUAGUACGAUAUACUCGCUGUUGUGUAAAAUCUAUUUUAUUAAUGUUUAUACAUUGCCCCGAUAACUAUUUGUUUUCUCUCGAAUUAGUUUCUUUCUACCUUAUAAAAUUUAGAAUCUCAUUCGAUUACUUUUGAUCUGAAUUUGCAAUAUUUACUAAAGCUUUUUUGGAAUUGAGUAUUAUUUUAAAAAUCAUAAUAUUUUUUUAUUAACGUUUAUAUAAAAGGAAUGUUUAACGAAAUAAUUAUCAAACACAUCUUACUAAAGUGUUGUAUGUAAUAAGCAUAACGGUUACGUAUAAGUGUAUUCUAGUUGUUAAGAUUAAGAUAUUGUAAGAGCAUUGUUAGAGCAUUUACUCAGUGCUAUCGUUCGGUCUGGCGAUGAAUUUACUAGUUAACAGGCGACUGUGUCGCCUUCUACGCUGAUUUGUAGUCCUUGGUUGUGGCUUUAAUUCCAUAAAAUAACAUUUAUUUUGUGAUAAUUUGGUAGCUUUUCUUGAGGCCUUAACGGAACACGUGACGUAACAGAUGGCCCGUUGAAAAAUUGUCAAUUUACAUUUACAUUUUAUUUAAGUAGUUUUGUAGGAUGAUCUUCUAUUUUGUAUAAGGACAAGUAAAUUUAAUCAUAUUUUUUAACUUAGAUUAUAAGGUCUGUUCUAACACUCACUCGAUACUAUCGAAAUGUUUUAUAUCCACACUGCCAUUUAACUUAAAUUAUUUUUCUUCCCCGAGUCAUUUUAAUUAUAUUAGUGUGAUAAAUUAUUGUAUUUACUGUAAGUGUACAUUUUACAUAAUAUGGUAUCCCUAAUCCCUUCUAACGUCAAGUAACUAACCAGUUAUUUUCGUAACUUGUACUUGGGCAAUUUGUUAGAGCAGUUCUCUUCAAGUGCCCAUGUUUGCCUAGUUACAUAUUCGCACACUGAAUACAUUUUUUUAACAAAUGAAAAAAAUACUUUGAAGUGUUAAAAACGUUGAUAUACAUAUAUUAUUGCCACAUGGUUUCAUUUUGCCUGUCCUUUAAAAAAGUUUAUUCAUUAUAUCAGUACAAUGGUUUGUUUCAGAACCUAGUGUGCAUAUGAAUCUUUGGCAGGCACAUGAGUCAAAAGUUGGUAACUUCUUAGUUACCAACUUUAAUAUAAAAUAAUUAUUUUACUGCAAUUGAAAAGGCGAAAAAAAAAAUGGAAAUCUCUGUAUGUUAACUUUAUGAUACUCGUACGCAAAUCUUGGUAUUAUGUCGUUGUAAUCUCUAAUAUGUAAUGUAAUUUUACUUGUUUUAUCCAGUGCUAAAGAGUCUUAAGACAAUGAUUCAUUAUGGGAUAAAAGAAACGUCCCGCGGCAAGCCGCACGUCGCCAGCGACGUCAGGUGAUGUCUCACAAACAAUGCCAAUAUUCGUACGUCAGGCGAUGUUUCCCUAUUUGUGAUUGUCCCCUAGUGAAUUUCUGGCUUAUGAGUACAGGUCGAUCCACGAAAGCUGGCACGAAUGGAAUGAACGAAACUUUCAUUGUAUAAGUGACACCUGUAUCUGUAUACAGUCAGAGAUAGAUAGAUAAUCCGUUUAUUUGUUUGCCACAAUACACACACAAAAUACAAGUAAUAAAAUGACAUAAAGAAACAAAUAAUACAAAACCAGUCAAGAGAAACACAAUUUUUUACAAAAUUGCUCAUGAAAGAAAAAAAAUACAUUGAAAUACUGUUCCAUACAUAUAAAAAUGCUGUGUGCGUCGCAGCAAAACAAAAGGGUUUUUGCUCAGUAUUACGCUUCCCCCUUAGGAGAGGUACAUAUAUUCUGCCAGGACCAGAUCAGGUCAACCAAGAUACAGUGCAAAAGAUGAAAUAUUCAGUUAGUACUCACUUACAUAGCCAUCAUUUUAUGGGUUUAAGUGAUACACACAGAUAUUUUCAUUCACUCAUUCAUUCCAUUCAUGCCAUUUUGUGAAUCGACUUGUAGAACAAUGUAGACUUAUUUCAAUACAAAGAACUCUGUAAAAGAACACGCAAACAUUUAGGUACUGAAUAAUAAAAAGUGAUACAGGUGGAGGGAAUGUCAAUAAGAUUAACUAGAAUUUUGUUAUGUUCUAUUACAGAUGUCUUGACGUGUUUAUGGUACAUAUUGUACCUACUCUACGAAGUUGCCCAUGUAUGACCAUAUUACAAUGUCCAUUUUCGUAGCCAAAUUACAAGUCAUAUCAAUGAGAUUGAAUAAAGUACCUAGUGAAGAAUGAAA
Cydia strobilella is the source of this 5648-nucleotide messenger RNA. RefSeq names its product transmembrane protein 47. Lineage: Eukaryota; Metazoa; Arthropoda; Insecta; Lepidoptera; Tortricidae. The transcript is spliced from 6 exons. Gene Ontology annotation, cellular component: membrane; cell-cell junction. The coding region runs from base 145 to 837 and encodes 230 amino acids. Gene Ontology annotation, biological process: cell-cell adhesion. The record is from RefSeq and is a predicted model, not a curated record.